This is a messenger RNA of Tachysurus fulvidraco (yellow catfish), 3944 nucleotides long. It is a transcript of the gene plpp2a, whose product is annotated as phospholipid phosphatase 2a. Gene Ontology annotation, molecular function: phosphatidate phosphatase activity. The transcript is spliced from 6 exons. The record is from RefSeq and is a predicted model, not a curated record. Gene Ontology annotation, biological process: phospholipid metabolic process; signal transduction; phospholipid dephosphorylation. The coding region runs from base 423 to 1280 and encodes 285 amino acids. NCBI's taxonomy places the organism in Eukaryota, Metazoa, Chordata, Actinopteri, Siluriformes, Bagridae.
GCACGCGGGGCAGGGAUUGUGACGUCACAAGCAGGGAGCGUAGACCCGGGUGCAGUUUUACUGAGCGCAGUCAGUGGAAGGUGAAGCUUAACUCGGCGUGUGUGUGUGUAUAUGUGUGAGUGUGUGUGAGUGUUUGUAAGGAGUCCAGCUGCUUUUCCCUCGCUGUUCCGUCUCAACGCAGGACACUAACGUCUCUCCUCAACUCUUCAUGUCACCCGCGAUCACACUUUCUCAUCACACGCCGCCUUGAUGACUUUUUCCUGCCUAACGUGAAGAGUUCCGUGUUUUCCUUAAGAACACCUUUGGCAGAAAUCAGUGCCGUCACAGGUACAAAGGAGCAGAGAAUCCGGAAGAACUCGCACUUCGGGUUUGAAGUCUUCCUUGCUGCAUUUAACACACACACACACACAGAGGGGUUCAACAUGAUGGACUUAAAGAAAAGGAAGAUCUUUAUCCUCGUGGAUGUUCUGUGUGUGAUCAUAGCGGGGCUGCCGUUCAUCAUCAUGACUAUCAUGCACGCCCCAUACAUUCGAGGUGUGUACUGCGACGACGAGAGCAUUCGUUACCCUUACAGGCCCGACACCAUCUCACACGCCAUGAUGGCCGUCGUCACCAUCACCUGCACCAUCAUCAUUAUUAUCACAGGAGAAGCUUACCUGAUCUACAGCAAGCGCCUCUACUCCAACACGGACUUUAACCAGUACGCUGCAGCGCUCUACAAAGUGGUGGGAACUUUCCUGUUCGGCGCUUGUGUGAGCCAGUCUCUUACAGAAAUGGCGAAAUACACCAUCGGACGUCCGCGGCCCAACUUCAUGGCCGUUUGCGCUCCCACCGUGUGCAAGGGCUACAUGCUCGAAAUUAACUGCACGGGAAAAGCAAACAACGUCACAGAAUCCAGGUUGUCCUUCUACUCUGGCCACUCGUCCUUCGGGAUGUACUGCAUGCUGUUUUUGGCGUUAUACGUACAGGCACGAAUGGCCUUCAAAUGGGCACGUCUUCUCCGACCCACAAUCCAGUUCUUUUUGGUUGCGUUUGCGAUUUACGUCGGAUACACGCGGGUGUCCGAUUACAAACACCACUGGAGCGACGUGCUCGUGGGUCUCCUGCAGGGGGCGCUCAUCGCAGUACUCAACGUUCGAUACGUCUCGGAUUUUUUUAAGGAGCGUCUUCCGCGCCAACGGCACCCCAGGGUGACGGAGGGCGGCGAAUUGGAGUGCAAACAAAGCCUGCAGAUAGCCAAGCAAGAGAGGAAUCACAACUGCAUUUCUGGGGCCGAGUAAGAGACUUUCAGGCUUGAGGCCGGUGUGUACCACUGGACAGGCUGCAGUGCUGCUCACUAAUUCCCCCACAUCUGCAUCCCAGAGGCAUCAGUGCAGCUGCUGUAGCCACUAAAGCUGUGGCACUGACUACAGACUCGCCUUCACACGUGGAUAAACUCUCCUUUAUUUUCGUGUGUGUGUGUGUGUGUGUGUGUGUGUGUGUGUGUGUGUGUAAGUGGCAUCAUAUAGAAUCCCUAUAUUUUGUCUUUUCUGUCGAGGGUCUGAUGUAUUUAUACUUUAUACUAACUACAUAAAUCAUUUUUUAGAACUUAAAAUACAUAAUCCUUAAAUCUUAAACAAUCAGUUGAUUUUUAUUUUUUUUUUUGUUAAUUCAUAAGAAUCAGACUUCAAUCAUAUAAGAAUGACUUCAAAAGUCAAGCGCAGAGGUCCGGGGUCGGUCCGUUCAAUUUCAAGAAGUCAUGCCACUGAAAACCCCUGAGGUCAAGUUUUAACGUGUUCCUCAUCCACUGACGGGAAAAUCCAUGUAGACGUUGUUGAAUUAACUUUUUUUGUAAUGAAAAUAUAUCCUGUGGUGGUUGAAUUUAUAGUUAUGACCCUCCUGGUGAAUGGCAGUAGUGUUUUUUUUAACAUAUAUAUAGAAAAAAACACUAGGUGGACUGCAUAAUGUGACCAUUUUUUUAAAAUAGUUUUAUAUAGAUUAUCUAACAUCACCAAAUACCACUAGCUAACUAUUGCAUAUAUGCAAACUUAUUACUUUUUCCUACUGCUUUUUUGUAUUAUUUUUUUAUGUGAAUUUAGGGACAGAGUUUUAUCUAAUCUCAGAAGUGAAAACGUUCGUUUGAAAAAGUAUAAAAAAUAAAUAAAGUGAGAUGAUAAAAAAAAAUAUAAAAAAGUAGGCUUAAGGACGCAACAUUUUUUCUGACUGCUCUGAGAACCGACUGGACUUCAGUACUCAGUACUUUAGUAAUCUUUGUCUGGAUUUGUAAUCCAGGUACAGUAUGAAUGCUUUGGGAGUGGACCUCAUGAUGGAUCUCACAUGCAUCAGACGCACGUUCUGGCUGCAGCAAAAAAGCUUCAGCUCUUGGAAAACCUGCUCAAGGCACAUGGUUAGGAUUUGUUAAUGCUCAUAGCAUAUGAUUUACUUUUUCCUCCAUCACUGUAUGCACAUAAUAUGUACUCUUUUUGUAUCUAGACACAAAACACCAUUUACCUUUUCAGUCCUUUUCCUUGAAUCAUAAACUUUUUUUAAUAAUGAAUCACGCUUCAGGCCUUACAGCACAUCGUCAUAUGAUCAAAGCCAAAAGUGGAGUUAAAUCUAAUUAGGACACGACAUUCACUGUGUUAAAACCCAAACCGGAAGCUCUCUAAGCCUUGAAACGAACUAGCGUUUGUGUGUAGAAAACAUAUACAGUAUUAGUUGUGUAUCGUUUUUGUUCUCUUGCAUGACUAAUAAUAAAAUCGUCUUUUCUUCGAGAUUUAUUUUUAUUUUUUAUUUUUUUGCGUGCGCUAUUUUCACAUCGCAAAUCGAUCUCUUUAGGCUGCAGGUUGAAACAUUCUGUCUACAGAAGUACAUACAGGCACAACUUCACAGAUUCGGAUUAAUCCAGUUAUUUAUGCUAAGGCGGCGCUCGUCUGAGAUGUGCGUUUCAGCGACGUUGCUCAGGUCUCGAGAUUUUUUUAAUGCACUCUAUAUUUACCGAGCAUGAGGUGAUUUUUUUUUUUCCCCCUUUUUCUACUAACAAACAGAGCCUCUCUGUGUUCGUCUGGUGUAGCUGCUGAAAGCCAAAGACCUUAAAAUAGAGCAGGCCCCAAUGCAGGAGAGAGCUCCCCUAGUGCAGUCCAUCUUUUCUUUUAUUGGUGUACUAAAUUAAAUGUGGAGCAGAAUUCAUAAUGCACGUUCAUGCGUUUUUGCCAGCUUCAGUUUGCAACAGCAUUAAAAAUACCAGUGAAUAGUUUUGUAUAAUUUGUUUAUUGUUUUAAUGCCUCCCCAAACCCUUACAUCCCAGUUAUAGUUCUCAGUUAAUUCUUUUUAUUUAUUUUUUAUUUUUUUUGGAAUAUUUUUAAUCUGAGCCUUUGGCAUUUUCUUUAAAAUGUGAGAAUUCUUCCAAACCCAAGACCAAGAAAACACCUAAACAACCUGAAUUUCAGGUGAUUUUCUGGUGAAAAUUAAAUCCAACCGACUGAAUAUUUGUUCAGAUGAGAAAUGCUGUAUUAAUAAAGCUGGAUAAAUAACUAUUGAACUUGGUGACAUCAGCACAAAUAUUUCUGAUGUGCCUCUCUGUACCUAAACUAUCUGUAUCUGUCUGAUCCCAAAGCUGCAUUAAUGACACAGUUAUGGCACAGUGCGAGUGACUGAGUGAGCUUGUGACUGAGAAAGUGAAUGAAUGAAUAAAUCUCCUGGAGAAUUUAACUCCUUAAUAGUUAACUCAUUUCUAACUAGGCAUCUGAAUUAGUGUGUGUGUGUGUGUAAGCUUGAACCCAGCAUCUGCAGCAGGUGAGUUUUAACGUUGUUCUGUCCGAUCCUGUGGCCUGCACACUGACUUUCCCAAAGCUUUUGAUUGUAUCGCUUAAAAUGAUUGCACACAUUUUUUUCUAUAUGUUUUCUAUUUUUUAAGUUUGUAUGUCUUUAACUACUGUAGACUAAUAAAAAAAAUUACUCACAAA